This is a messenger RNA of Malassezia pachydermatis, 1593 nucleotides long. Its product is annotated as peroxisomal-coenzyme a synthetase. The record is from RefSeq and is a predicted model, not a curated record. The transcript has 3 exons. Gene Ontology annotation, biological process: fatty acid metabolic process. Gene Ontology annotation, molecular function: medium-chain fatty acid-CoA ligase activity. Lineage: Eukaryota; Fungi; Basidiomycota; Malasseziomycetes; Malasseziales; Malasseziaceae. The coding region runs from base 1 to 1593 and encodes 530 amino acids.
AUGACUCCCACUACGUUAGCAUCUACACUAUUUUCGCCGCGUGCAGGAUACGAUGCCUCAGCGGAGGCUAUUCAGCUGCCUGUAUCGACAGGCACGCCUGCGUCGUUCACGUAUGCCCAGGUUCAACAGAUGGUAGCGCAUGUGCAAGCGCAACUGGCCUCGCUCGAUCUACCGGCAGGUUCGACCGUAAGUAGCAGCUUGAUCAACAACACGGAAUUCGUUGCAGCUUUUCUGGCCACAGCUGAGGAAGGACUGGUCGCUGCGCCGCUGAACCCUAACUACAAAGAGGCAGAAGUGCACUUCUACCUGGAUGAUACCAAGUCGAAGUUGCUGAUUUUGCCGCAUGGUACACUGAAAGGGGAUGGUGCCUCGGAUGGCGCGCUUGCGGCUUUGAAAGCUGCGCAGGGUCUUCAAGUGCGUGUAGUCGAAAUCAAGCUCGAUGUGGCCACUGCGACCAUGAACCUGCUUGAUGGCGACACACCGCUGCCCACGGCGACCACGCGGCAGGCCCAUGAGAACGACACUGCGUUGGUCCUGCAUACGUCUGGCACUACAGGUCGACCUAAGGCUGUGCCACUGACCCACAAGAACUUGCUUACCUCGAUGCACAACAUCCAAAAUACCUACAAGCUGACACCGCAAGAUAAGACGUUCCUGGUCAUGCCCCUAUUCCAUGUACAUGGCCUACUCUGUGGUCUAUUGGCCUCGUUCUUGGCCGGUAGUGCUGUGGCAAUUCCUUCGCGUUUCAGUGCCUCGACAUUUUGGGAGGAUGUGCAGGCAUGCAAGGUCAACUGGUACACGGCUGUACCGACCAUUCAUCAGAUUGUGCUCACGCUCGACCGUCCUACGCCGCUGCCGCAGUUCCGCUUCAUCCGUUCGUGCUCCUCGUCUCUGUCACCUACGACAUUCCAUGCGUUGGAGGAAGCGCUGAAUGCGCCGGUCCUCGAGGCGUAUGCCAUGACAGAAGCAUCACAUCAGAUGACGUCCAACCCGGUGCCUCCCGCCAAGCGUAAGCCAGGCACCGUCGGUAUUGGACAUGGUGUCGAAGUGAAAAUCCUCAACGAAAAGGGGGAGGAACUACCGCAAGGCCAGAAUGGGGAAGUCUGUGUUCGUGGCGCCAAUAUCACUCAUGGCUACCUGAACAACGACAAGGCCAACCGAGACAGUUUCUUCCGGACAGAGUUUGGUAACUGUCCGCCCGAAUCGGAUGGCUACUUGCGUACGGGUGACCAGGGUCGCAAGGAUGAGGAUGGCUACCUGGUGCUGACGGGCCGUAUUAAGGAACUGAUCAAUCGCUCUGGUGAGAAGAUCAGCCCGUUGGAAAUCGACAGCGCUCUUCUGUCUCUUUCGGGCAUCAAAGAAGCUGUCUCGUUCUCUAUGCCUCACGAUAUGUAUGGCGAAGUGGUCGGCGCAGCUGUCGUCCUGAAAGAAGGCGCGACGGGCAUUGAUCAGGCAUCGAUCCAGCGCGACUUGGCGGAGAAGCUGAUCAAGUUCAAGAUUCCGGAGAAGAUUUGGAUUGCAGAGAUUAUCCCGAAGACGGCCACAGGCAAGAUCCAGCGUCGCAAUGUCGCUAGCGCCUUUUUGGGUGCCUAA